Messenger RNA from Batrachochytrium dendrobatidis JAM81, 1459 nucleotides. RefSeq lists its product as uncharacterized. Gene Ontology annotation, biological process: L-phenylalanine catabolic process. Lineage: Eukaryota; Fungi; Chytridiomycota; Chytridiomycetes; Rhizophydiales. The record is from RefSeq and is a predicted model, not a curated record. The transcript is spliced from 7 exons. Gene Ontology annotation, molecular function: homogentisate 1,2-dioxygenase activity. Gene Ontology annotation, cellular component: cytoplasm. Bases 1 to 1380 code for a protein of 459 amino acids.
AUGGCCAACUACAAGUAUCAAUCGGGUUUUGGAAAUGACUUUGAGACUGAGGCUCUUCCUGGAGCUCUCCCUGUCGGCAUGAACACCCCUCAAAAGGUUCCUUAUGGUCUGUAUGCUGAGCAACUGUCUGGAACUGCCUUUACUGUUCCUCGUGAGGAUCAACAGCGCACUUGGCUGUAUCGCAUUCGUCCAUCUGUCUGCCAUGCUCCAUUUAAGCGAAUAGCCUCUGAGCAACUUGUCCGCAGCUUUUCUGUCGUUGGUGACGAGGAUUCAAAGGUUGAAUGCGAAUCCACUCCCAAUCAGCUCAGAUGGUCUCCUUUCCCCUUUUCCACCGAAUCAAACACUGAUUUUAUUCGUGGUCUACACACUGUAUGUGGUGCCGGUGCUGCAGCCAGUCGAUCUGGCCUUGCCAUCCACGUUUAUGCUGCAAAUGCUGACAUGAAGGAUACUGCUUUUUACAACUCGGACGGCGACUUUUUAAUUGUUCCCCAGCAAGGCACUCUUGAUAUUCAAACCGAGCUUGGAUUCAUGUCUGUUGCUCCUGGGGAGAUCUGCGUCAUUCAGCGUGGCAUUCGCUAUGCCGUUAAGCUCCCUGACGGUCCUAGCCGAGGAUAUGUUCUCGAGAUCUUUGAUCGUCACUUUGAGCUGCCUGGUCUUGGUCCAAUUGGAGCCAAUGGUCUUGCCAACGUUCGUGACUUCCUCCACCCUGUUGCUGCAUAUGAGGAUCGUGAUGGUAUUGAUUUCACUAUUAUCAACAAGUUCCAAGGCUAUCUGUUUUCCACUUCCCAAGGCCACUCUGCUUUUGACGUUGUUGCUUGGCAUGGCGGCUAUACUCCCUACAAGUACAAUUUGGCUCGUUUCAAUACCAUCAAUACCGUUUCGUUUGAUCAUCCUGAUCCAUCAAUCUUUACUGUUCUUACCGCAAAGUCGGGUGUUCCGGGUGUUGCUUUGGCUGAUUUUGUUAUUUUCCCUCCCCGCUGGAUGGUUGCUGAAAACACCUUCCGUCCUCCCUAUUACCAUCGCAAUUGCAUGACCGAAUACAUGGGUCUCAUUUCUGGAGGAUAUGACGCAAAACAAGAAGGCUUUGUUCCCGGCGGUGCUUCACUUCACAGCAUGAUGACCGCACACGGACCUGACCGUGAGACAUUUGAAAAGGCCACAUUAGAUGAUCUCAAACCAAUCAAACUGCGUCCAGAUGGUCUUGCAUUCAUGUUUGAGACGAACCAGAUGCUAUCAGUGACCAAGUGGGCACUGAAAAAGCUUCCUGGUACCGGCGGUGAUGUUCUCCAGCCCGACUACUACAAGUGCUGGCAAGGACUAAAAAAAUAUUUUGAUCCCAAGAACAUCAAUGCUGGACCUGCACCUACAAAGUCUGCUUGAUAAUACUAUUGCAUGUUGCUUGAAUGUGAUAAUUAAACAUCAUUGCUUUCUAUCGCAUAAAAACAUUUGUAAAGAUUUG